GGACGCAGGGGGGUUUGCGCGGGGGGAGGGCGCUAGGUCUUCUGGGAAGGUGAGGAGGGACAGGACGAGCCGGGGCAGCCAUGGCGCACGCCGCCUCGCACAUCAAGAAGGCCCGCUUGGAGAUGGAGCCGGCGCCCGACCUGAAGGCGCUGGAGAAAGCCCGGGAGAGGAGGCGGCGCUCUCGGGAACGGGCCGAGCGCAAACGCAAGUCGGACAGCAACACCAGCUUCCUGCGGGCAGCCAGGGCAGGGAACAUCGACAAGGUUCUGGAAUAUCUGAAAGGAGGAGUUGACAUCAGCACCUGCAAUCAGAAUGGGCUCAACGCUUUGCACCUGGCUGCUAAGGAGGGCCAUGUGGAGCUGGUUCAGGAGUUGCUGGAGAGAGGCUCCGCCGUAGACUCUGCUACCAAGAAAGGAAACACAGCCCUUCACAUCGCCUCACUGGCGGGGCAGGGCGAGGUGGUGAAGAUCCUGGUUAAGCGAGGGGCUGACAUCAACUCCCAGUCUCAGAAUGGCUUCACGCCGCUGUACAUGGCGGCCCAGGAGAACCACAUGGACGUGGUCCGCUACCUGCUGGAGAACGGAGCCAACCAGAGCACUGCCACGGAGGACGGCUUCACCCCCCUGGCCAUCGCCCUCCAGCAGGGCCACAACCAGGUGGUGUCCAUCCUGCUGGAGCACGACACCAAGGGCAAGGUGCGCCUGCCGGCACUGCACAUCGCCGCGCGCAAGGACGACACCAAGUCUGCCGCGCUGCUGCUGCAGAACGACCACAACGCCGACGUGCAGUCCAAGAUGAUGGUCAAUAGGACGACCGAGAACGGAAAGAGUGGCUUCACACCUCUGCACAUCGCUGCCCACUAUGGAAACGUGAACGUGGCCACUCUUCUGCUGAACCGGGGGGCAGCGGUGGACUUCACAGCCAGGAACGGCAUCACACCCCUGCAUGUGGCCUCCAAGCGGGGCAACGCCAACAUGGUGCGCCUCCUUCUGGACAGGGGCUCCCAGAUCGACGCCAAAACCAGAGACGGCCUCACACCCCUGCACUGUGCAGCCCGGAGUGGACAUGACCCUGCGGUGGAGCUACUGCUGGAGAGAGGAGCUCCCAUGCUGGCCAGGACCAAGAACGGUCUGUCUCCUCUCCACAUGGCAGCGCAGGGGGACCACGUGGAGUGCGUCAAACACCUCCUGCAGCACCAGGCGCCUGUUGAUGAUGUCACGCUGGACUACCUGACGGCGCUGCACGUGGCGGCCCACUGUGGACACUACCGGGUCACCAAGCUGCUGCUGGACAAGAGAGCCAACCCCAACGCCAGGGCGCUGAACGGCUUCACCCCUCUGCACAUAGCGUGUAAGAAGAACAGAGUGAAGGUGAUGGAGCUGCUGGUCAAGUAUGGAGCUUCUAUCCAGGCCAUCACAGAGUCUGGCCUGACUCCCAUCCAUGUAGCAGCCUUCAUGGGUCACCUCAACAUCGUCCUGCUGCUGCUGCAGAACGGAGCCUCACCCGACGUCAGCAACAUACGUGGGGAGACGGCGCUCCACAUGGCAGCCAGGGCUGGGCAGGUGGAGGUGGUCAGAUGUCUGCUGAGGAAUGGAGCCAUGGUGGAUGCAAGAGCCAGGGAGGACCAGACUCCCCUCCACAUCGCGUCUCGCCUGGGCAAGACGGAGAUUGUCCAGCUGCUGCUCCAGCACAUGGCCCACCCUGACGCCUCCACCACCAACGGCUACACCCCCCUGCACAUCUCCGCUCGGGAGGGCCAGCUGGAGACGGCCUCGGUGCUGCUGGAGGCCGGGGCCUCACACUCGCUGGCCACCAAGAAAGGGUUCACUCCCCUGCAUGUGGCAUCCAAGUACGGAAGCCUGGAUGUGGCCAAACUUUUGCUCCAGCGUCACGCUCCUCCAGACUCUGCUGGCAAGAACGGCCUCACCCCUCUCCACGUGGCAGCGCACUAUGACAACCAGACGGUGGCGCUCCUGCUCAUGGACAAGGGGGCCUCCCCCCACGCCACGGCCAAGAACGGCUACACCCCGCUGCACAUCGCCGCCAAGAAGAACCAGAUGGACAUCGCCACAGUGCUGCUGCAGUACGGCGCCGAGACCAACCCCCUGACCAAGCAGGGGGUGGCGCCCCUCCACCUGGCCUCCCAGGAGGGCCACGCCCACAUGGCCGCCCUGCUGCUGGAGAAGGGCGCCCACGUCAACACGCCCACCAAGAGCGGCCUCACCUCCCUCCACCUGGCCGCCCAGGACGACAGGGUGGCCGCCGCCGAGAUCCUCGCCAAGAGCGGCGCUGACCUGGACCACCAGACCAAGUUGGGCUACAGUCCGCUGAUUGUGGCGUGUCACUACGGCAACGCCAAGAUGGUGAACUUCCUGCUGCAGAACGGCGCCGGCGUCAACGCCAAGACCAAGAAUGGAUACACUCCACUGCACCAGGCUGCCCAGCAAGGGAACACACACAUCAUCAACGUGCUGCUGCAGCACGGAGCCAAGCCCAACGCCAUCACUGUGAAUGGUAACACUGCUCUGGCCAUCGCCCGUCGCCUGGGUUACAUCUCCGUGGUGGACACCCUGAGGGUCGUCACUGAGGAAAUCAUUACCACGACGACGACGGUGAUUGAGAAACACAAGCUGAACGUCCCUGAGACCAUGACUGAGGUGCUGGACGUCUCAGACGAGGAAGUGUUGAAACAGAAUGAGGAUGAUGUUCUGUCGGAUGACUCCAUGGAUAUGGAAGGUGACGACACCAUGACCGGGGACGGGGGGGAGUACCUGAGGGCGGAGGACCUGAGGGAGCUGGGGGACGACUCCCUGCCCGGGCAGUACCUGGAUGGCAUGAACUACCUGCGCUACAGCCUGGAGGGGGGGCGCAGCGACAGUAGAAUACAAAGUUCCGACAGGUCGUUCACGCCCAGUCACCACGGUUACUACUCCCCCAAACACGGCGGGGGGAUGGAGGAACUGCUGAGCAGCCAGCAGGUUUCGUCCCUGGCCCGGGACAACGAGAGGGACUCGUACCGCCUGAGCUGGGGCACGGAGAACCUGGACAACGUGGCCCUGUCCUCCAGCCCUGUCCACUCUGGCCGCUCCUCUCCGUGCCAUGACCAUGGAGACAGCAGCUUCCUGGUCAGCUUCAUGGUGGACGCCAGGGGCGGAGCCAUGCGGGGCUGCCGCCACAACGGCCUGCGCAUCAUCAUCCCUCCCCGGAAGUGCUCGGCGCCCACGCGGGUCACCUGCCGCCUGGUGAAGAGGCACCGCCUGGCCUCCCUGCCCCCCAUGGUGGAGGGGGAGGGCCUGGCCAGCCGCGUGGUGGAGGGGGGCCCAUCUGGAGCCCAGUUCCUUGGUAAGCUCCACCUCCCCACGGCCCCGCCCCCUCUUAACGAGGGCGAGAGCUUGGUUAGCCGCAUCCUCCAGCUCGGCCCGCCAGGGACUAGAUUCCUCGGGCCUGUGAUCGUGGAGAUCCCCCACUUCGCGGCGCUGCGCGGGCGCGAGCGGGAGCUGGUGAUCCUGAGGAGCGAGACGGGCGAGAGCUGGAAGGAGCACCACUGUGAGCACACCCAGGAGGAGCUCAACCAGAUCCUCAACGGCAUGGACGAAGAACUGGACCCUCCGGAGGAGCUGGAGAGGAAGAGGAUCUGCCGCAUCAUCACCCGCGACUUCCCCCAGUACUUUGCGGUGGUGUCUCGCGUCAAGCAGGACAGCAUCCUGAUUGGUCCGGAGGGGGGCAUCCUGAGCAGCACGGUGGUGCCGCAGGUCCAGGCUGUGUUCCCUGAGGGAGCGCUCACCAAGAGGAUCAGGGUGGGCCUGCAGGCUCAGCCAAUGAGCAUGGACGUGGUGAGGAAGCACCUGGGCAGCAAGGCCACGUUCAGCCCCAUCGUCACCCUGGAGCCUCGCCGGAGGAAGUUCCACAAGCCCAUCACCAUGACGAUCCCCGUCCCCCAGAGCGGCAGCGAGCCCCCCAGCAACGGCUUCCUGGGGGACACGGCCACGCUCAGGCUGCUCUGCAGCAUCACAGGUGGAACAACGCCAGCCCAAUGGGAAGACAUUACAGGCACCACACCCCUGACCUUCAUCAACGACUGCGUCUCCUUCACAACCAACGUGUCGGCCAGGUUCUGGCUGAUCGACUGCAGACAGGUGCAGGAGUCGGUCAGCUUCUCCACGCAGGUGUACCGGGAGAUCAUCUGCGUGCCCUACAUGGCCAAGUUUGUGAUCUUCGCCAAGACGCACGACCCCAUCGAGGCGCGCCUGCGCUGCUUCUGCAUGACGGACGACAAGAUGGACAAGACCCUGGAGCAGCAGGAGAACUUCACCGAGGUGGCGCGGAGCAGAGACGUGGAGGUGUUGGAAGGAAAACCCAUCUAUGCAGACUGUUUUGGCAACCUGGUCCCUCUCACCAAAAGUGGCCAGCACCAUCUUUUCAGCUUUUUUGCAUUCAAAGAGAACAGACUAGCUCUCUUUAUCAAAAUCCGAGACAACACUCAGGAGCCGUGCGGCCGCCUGUCCUUCAUGAAGGAGCCGCGCUCCUACAGGAGCCUGGCUCAGAACGCCAUCUGUAACCUCAACAUCACACUGCCAUCCUACUCCAAGGAUUCAGACUCCGACCUGGAGCCAGAUGAAGAGAUCAGCAAGACACUCGAGAAAUUAGAUCCACAGGAUGAAGCAGAGAGGAAAGAGGAACGGUUGGCCAUCAUAGCCGACCAUUUGGGCUUCAGUUGGACUGAAUUGGCGCGAGAGCUGGAGUUCAAUGAGGAGAGGAUCAAUCUGGUGAGGAUUGAGAACCCCAACUCUCUACAGGACCAAAGUCAUGCCCUCCUGAAGCUCUGGACGGAGAGAGAGGGAAUACAAGACACAGAAACCUCUCUGAUCCAAAAGCUGACCAAGAUCAACCGCAUGGACAUUGUCCACCUCAUCGAAACCAAGAUGAUCAAGUCCACACAGGAGGAGACCUCGUCGCACACAUAUGCAGAGAUAGAGAGGACCAUCGCCCUGGAUCACAGUGAAGGGUUCUCUGCCCUCCACGAGGACAUCGACAGCCCCCGGCCGGGCAGGCGGUCUGAGACCACCCCCAAAAGAGGUCCUGUAUCCGGCCAGCAGCCCCCCAUGGUGUUGGAGGAGGACCUCUCCUCCAGUCUGUCUUCGCUCCUUGACACUUCAGGACGGGUGGAGACGGAUGCUUCAGUAACAGGGCUCCUCAGAAACACCCAGAAAGAGGCGCUUCAGAAAGGACUGGAGAUGACAAACACAUCACAAAGUGGAUUAGAAAAGGCUGGAGCAGAGUCGGUCUUCAUGGGCCGUCUUAAACAUGUGGAUGAGCUGCCCGACAUCCCACCACAGACCGUGACAGAAGAGCAGUACACAGAUGAACAUGGCAACAUGGUGGUGAAGAAGAUCACCAGGAAGGUGAUUCGUCAGUAUGUGUCCCCGGACGGCGUGCCGAGGCAGGAUGUGACAAUGGAGGGAUCUCACCAGGAGAUGGUCCAUGUGGAGGAGGGAGACUCCUUCUCCAAGGUGGUGAAGAGGACGGUGGUCCGGAGCGAGGGAGAUCAGACUGAGGUGACCUUCUCGGAGCCCCAUGUGCUGGUGGGCGCUGCCACUGCCUCUGAGUUUGAGGCGGAGCCUGCGCAGGGCCGGAAGGUCAGCAAGGUGGUGAAGACCACGGUGGUCAGGGGCGAGAGGAUGGAGAAGCAGACCGGAGACCGCUCGCUGGCUGCAGAUCUCCCCUCAGCCAAAGAGGACUUUGAGAAGGCGUUGAGUUAUGCUGGAGGCUUUGGGAAAAUCCUCCUGCCUCAUUUAGUAGAAAGAGAGGUUGUCAAGGACGACGGCUCUGUUGUCAAAAGAACCCAGAUGUGUAGGUCGCGCACCCAGAAGAGGACAGUGGUGAGGGACGCCCAGGGUAAGCAUGUGCACCUGGAGUGUGUGGACGUCCCCCCAAAGGCCAUGCAGCCAGACGCACUUCAGCACCACCUGCACACACUGCUCCAGCGCUACUGUGCCGAGGACCAGCAGGAGGAGGAGGAGGACAGAGAGGAGGGGGAGGAAGAAGAGAAGCAACAGUGAUUUGGGUAACUCUUCUUAGCCUCACUCACCCUGCUUAGUCCUACACCUUCUGAGGUGAGUUAUUCAAACAGCCAAGCCCAUGACUGAACCCCUGGUUUUAGAAGCCCCGAUCUCAACCCCUCUGUUGCAGACACUGGCUUGUGUUUUGGUUUGGAUUUUUUUUCUUCCCUUUGUGGCAAAAAACGGAACAAUAUUUAUUUUAGGGCUUCAACUUUUUUCCUUUUUUUCCCCUUUUGACUUUGUUUCAUUUGCUAAGUUUUGUGACCAAAGAUAGUUCCCUUUUUAUUGUCGGGUGACAAAUGAACGUAGAUUGAUUUUGCUCUCCUUUUUUUGGGCUGCUGUGGUACAAUACUGAACAAACACAAAGAUCAAUGGAAAACUUAAAAUGGUGGGGGGCUUCACGGACGUUUGCCUCAUGCACGGGCCUCUUCUCAAAGGACGAUUGUAAACAUGUGUAUAUAGAGGAGAAAAACAUACAUGCGCUGCAAAAGACAACAGCAAUUCAAGCAUUUAAUUGAUACAGUACAUUUGCCCUCUGUAACUGCUGUACGUGCACCAAUCAGACUAGAUCUACUGUCCCCAGGUCGAAAGACAUUGGCCUAUAAGUUUAAUGUUGCUGAGCUUUUGAAACAUACUGUAAAGAGAUAAUGAAUGCUGUCUUUCAUCAAGGAGUCUUGGAUCACACUGUUUUACAGGCACAGAAUCAAUCCACAAACCGUUAUACCACUUUUCUGUUUACAAAGUUAGCUCCUGCUGGUGAAGUGUGUGAUGUCUAGUUGUCUUGGCAUGGGCUUUGUAAGCUUUUAGCCCCAAGAACAUGUCUUUUUUUAUGUCUGUGUUGUGUUUUCACAAUUUCUUCUUAGCGAGACAUCACAAAACUUCCACGUGUGUAAAUGUGUUAGCGCAUAGCAUCUUCACUGGCGUCAAUAUAACCUGCCGUUUGUUCAAAGAAAUUAGUGAUCAGGAAUGUUCUACAUUUUGACUGACCAUUUUGCGCUGAACCCUAGGUUCAGUAAGGUUCACACUGGUUUUCUUUCACACAAGUUUGUAAUAGCACUUCACCUCCCUUCCCUGUCCAUGGUACUCUUGAUUGUCUUCUAUAGCUUUUAUGAAGCUUGUUAAGAUUGUAAAAAGAAGGUUUAGGAGAAAGAAUGUCUUUGACUUGCUGUUCAUUUUGUUUGUUGUUGGUGUUGAAUGGUAAAUCGUGAUAAUCUAGUUUGAUUAUUAUUUCCUGUCUUUUACAGAUGGCAUCACCUUUGCAUAUUUCAUUUAUUGUAUUAAUGGCGUACGUCUGUGCUUAUCUGGCCUGUGUGUGUGUCUGAGUGUGAAUGUGUGUGAGAGCAGAAGAUGGACGUUUGCAAAUCAAACUUGACAUGGAUGGAAUUUUGGCCUGUCAAACUAUCUUAGGUAUUACUUGCGGUACAGACUAUAUCUGUCAAAAUAUGGUUCUCACCUUGCCGUGUACUUUCUGUGAUCAAAAGCGAGAAUACAACAAAUGUAAAAAAAAAAAAAAAAGAAAAGCGGGGAAAAAAAUGUAUAAUUUUGAUUUGAUGAAUCAGCAUCUUGUCUCCAUGGUGAUAACAAUAUUAUACAUAUUUACAGUUUGAAUAUCUAUGCGGGCAUGUAUUCGUUAUCAACUUAUUAAUACAAUAAAUUGAAACGCUAACCAGACAUUGCAACUGCAGUGUGUACGUUACAGAAAAUAAAAAUGUACAUGUGUCA
Messenger RNA from Hypomesus transpacificus, 7781 nucleotides. RefSeq names its product ankyrin 2b, neuronal (gene ank2b). Gene Ontology annotation, biological process: signal transduction; protein localization to T-tubule; regulation of cardiac muscle contraction. The transcript is spliced from 51 exons. Gene Ontology annotation, molecular function: protein binding. Bases 81 to 6059 code for a protein of 1992 amino acids. Lineage: Eukaryota; Metazoa; Chordata; Actinopteri; Osmeriformes; Osmeridae. The record is from RefSeq and is a predicted model, not a curated record. Gene Ontology annotation, cellular component: T-tubule.